Molecule: messenger RNA, 1722 nt
Organism: Stylonychia lemnae
Lineage: Eukaryota; Ciliophora; Spirotrichea; Sporadotrichida; Oxytrichidae
Source: the annotation of a GenBank genome assembly
AUGCUUCCUCCAAGACCAGGAACUUCGAAUUCAGAAUAGGUUUCAGAAUCAAAUUAUUAGAAAAGCAGUAACACAACGAGCUUUAAUCUUAGAGACUAUAAUCAAAAGAGAUUGUAAGGAAAAUCAGGUGUGUAUGAUCGAAGACUAAAUUCUUCAGCUCAUAAUUAAUCUGACGUCAACACAUCUUAGGGAAAUGAAAACUCUCCAUUAAAGGAAAAGGAGUAAGAAGUAGAGGAGGAGACAUAAGGAGAAAGCAAUUACUCAGAUUAGAUUAAUUCCGAAAUCAUAGAGAGUAAAAUGGGAAAUAUCAAUAUCUCUCUAUUUUGGGAAGAGAAAAUAGUAAUGAUAAUCAGAUUUUUUCAAUUCUAUGGAUACCUGAUGAUGAUAUGUUAUGAGGUUUGGCCUUUUUAGUCAAGAAGGGUUUGGUCUGGACUAUUUUUCUUUUUCACAGGCUCAUUUCAAUUUAUGAUCAGUGCAGAUCAAUACUAUUCUGUAAUUCAAUCAAUGAGAUUGAGUGGGUUUAACUUGAUUGGAUAUGUGAUUUUCCUAGUAUUAGUUAUUACAGUAUCGUUUUGCACUGUUUUAUUUUCUAGAAUAUACUUCGGGACUAUAAAGCAGAGAAACAAGAUAAUGAAUUCUAAAUUUGGAUUUCAGUUCCAGAAAUUGUGCAUCUUGCCUAAAUGCAAGAGUAAUGGCUAAUCAAUGAAAUAUGGGUUUUGGUUUUUAGAGAUUAUCUAUUUCCCACUAUUUAUGAAUUUAAUAGAAUAUUCUACUUGCCAAUAUUACUCAUCAAAGGAAGCAAUAUAAGUGGCUAAGUGUAACUUGGAAACAAAUCAAUAUGUUGCAAUGUUGUUUACAGCACUUUUAACAUUUCUGGUUGCUUUUGGCUAUAAUUUAAUACUAGCUUUACAUCUCUAUAGAGAAAAGGUAUCAAAUUUACUUCACGAAGAGUAUUUGGUUAAGAAAGAAAUAGAAUAUGCUCUAGGAAUUUCUGAAAUGUGGAGUACUAGAUUCUUCUACACUUUUUCAUCUUUUAAGGGAGAAGUUGUUAAAAUGUAUCAUAGAGUUAUUUUUAAUGGGCUUUAAUUCGUUCUCAUGAUUGUUCAUGCAUCAAUGCCGGAAAGCCAAGCUAAAAUUGGAAUCACAGUUGGGUUAAUGACAUUAUUUGUAUUCUAUAUUAUAGCAACAAGGCCAUAUAGGAGCUUUAAUUCAAAUGUUUUAAUAUUUAUGCUGUCGUGCACUAUUGUGGUUACUUCUUUCCUACUUCUAUUGAAAAAGGGAGGUCUGAAAUCUGCCUUAUUUGUUGAUAAUUAUUUCUAUGGCUUAUUGAUUGUUGUGAACGCAAUUUUCUGGGUCUCAAUAGCUGCAUUUUUAAUACUAAUCAUCUUGACGAAGUCAAAGUGGGUCACUACUAGAGAGUCAGUAUUAAAAGCUAUUUCAGGCUAAGAUAUCGCAAUAUUUUAUAUUAAAAAAGCAAAGAAAUUUGUAAAAUUAAUCUCAUUAAUUUUUUGUUAGCAAAAGAAAGUUGUUAAAAGUAAAAGAUUUGAGACAAAGGAAUCUAAACUUCUCAACCAUUACUUGAAAACUCUAACAGAUUAGUUCAAUAUGCUUAGAGAUCGACAACCAAUAAUCUUAGAUGCACUCCUAGAGAUAAUAGAGCAACUCAAAGAAAUGAAGAGAAAGUAAAAAUUAAUCUUGAAAAUUUAUCAAUUUUAGCUAUGA